AUUGCAUGGAUAAGAAUAAGAUCGACUUGGCCCUCGAUCAUAUCACCAGCUUUGUCGGGUUGACGCAUGCAGUAGCACUUAAGCCUUAUAAAUACCAAUAUGGCCUGCAGCUGAUAUGGAUAUAUGCGCUUGUGGGUGAGUGUGUGUGUGUGUUCUGUACGUGCUGGUUGGUAGUUGGCUAGAGGGAUCGAUCGAGGCAGAUAGAUAGACAGAUAUGGCGAACCUGCAGAUAGUUGCUGCAGCCGGCAGCGGCAAGGUUGUGGAAGCUCAGUACGUGGAAAUGAUGGUGCCUUUGUACUCCUACGGUUGCGAGAGGAAAGUCAAGAAGGCCUUGUCCCAUCUCAGAGGGAUAUACUCGGUGAAUGUGGAGUAUAAGGAGCAGAAGGUGACUGUGUGGGGGAUAUGCAACAAAUACGAUGUUCUGGCCACCAUCAAGAGCAAGAGAAAGGACGCUCGUUUCUGGAAUCCUCAAGAUAAUGAUGAAAUCCUGUCUAUGUCCGAGUUCACACAACCACCUACAUCUCCCGCUCAUGGUCAUUAUCAUCCCUCUCGCAAGACUACCCACACCAAACUCCCUUUGACCCUGUCUUUAAAGUUUCGAUCCCUGAGUCUUAGCAGGAGCAACAUGAUUAAUAGCAGUUGGAAUUGGAGGUCGUUGAAGAAGUCCUUCAUCAGAUCUUACUCCUUCUAAAUUAUAUAUUAUGCAUAUGUAAAUUAAUACAUUAGGUGUUUGAUUUAAUAAACUACUUCCUUGAAAUUGAUAUAA
This is a messenger RNA of Malania oleifera, 766 nucleotides long. Its product is annotated as heavy metal-associated isoprenylated plant protein 36. The record is from RefSeq and is a predicted model, not a curated record. Bases 215 to 691 code for a protein of 158 amino acids. Gene Ontology annotation, molecular function: metal ion binding. The transcript has 2 exons. NCBI's taxonomy places the organism in Eukaryota, Viridiplantae, Streptophyta, Magnoliopsida, Santalales, Ximeniaceae.